This is a messenger RNA of Chinchilla lanigera (long-tailed chinchilla), 2978 nucleotides long. It is a transcript of the gene Ell, whose product is annotated as elongation factor RNA polymerase II. Gene Ontology annotation, molecular function: cis-regulatory region sequence-specific DNA binding. The record is from RefSeq and is a predicted model, not a curated record. NCBI's taxonomy places the organism in Eukaryota, Metazoa, Chordata, Mammalia, Rodentia, Chinchillidae. Bases 87 to 1826 code for a protein of 579 amino acids. The transcript is spliced from 12 exons. Gene Ontology annotation, cellular component: transcription elongation factor complex. Gene Ontology annotation, biological process: transcription elongation by RNA polymerase II; positive regulation of transcription elongation by RNA polymerase II; snRNA transcription by RNA polymerase II.
AGCACGUCGGCGGGCAGCGGGACGGGGCGGGGCCGGCGCGCCGGCGCUGGAGCCGGGAGGGGGGGCGGGGGAUUGAUGGUCGCAAGAUGGCGGCGCUGAAGGAGGCUCGGAGCUACGGGCUGUCGUGCGGGCGGGUGAGCGACGGCAGCAAGGUGUCCGUGUUCCACGUGAAGCUCACAGACAGUGCCCUGAAGGCCUUCGAGAGCUACCGCGCCGGCCAGGAUUCUGUGUCACUGAGACCGACGAUCCGAUUUCAAGGAAGCCAAGGGCACAUCUGCAUCCCCCAGCCCGACUGCCCCGCGGAGGUGCGGACCUUCUCCUUCUACCUCUCCAACAUCGGCCGAGACAGCCCGCAGGGCAGCUUCGACUGCAUCCAGCAGUAUGUGUCCAGCCGUGGCGACGUCCACCUGGACUGCCUGGGCAGCAUCCAGGACAAGGUCACGGUGUGCGCCACCGACGACUCCUACCAGAAGGCCCGGGAGAGCAUGGCGCAGGCGGAGGAGGAGACGCGCAGCCGCGGCGCCAUUGUCAUCAAGGCCGGAGGCCGCUACCUGGGCAAGAAGGUCCAGUUCCGCAAACCAGCCCCAGCGGCGGCAGACCCUGUGCCCUCCCGGAAGCGGGCGACCCCCAUCAACCUGGCCAGUGCCAUCCGGAAGAGUGGCGCGAGUGGGGCGGGGCCUGGUGCAGUGUCGCAGCGGCCCUUCCGGGACCGGGUGCUGCACCUCCUGGCGCUGAGGCCCUACCGCAAGGCCGAGCUGCUGCUGCGGCUGCAGAAGGACGGGCUGGCGCAGGCAGACAAGGACGCGCUGGAUGGGCUGCUACAGCAGGUGGCCAACGUGAGCGCCAAGGACGGGACGUGCACGCUGAGGGACUGCAUGUACAAGGACGUGCAGAAGGACUGGCCCGGCUACUCGGAGGGCGACCAGCAGCUGCUGAAGCGCGUGCUCGUGCGGAAGCUGUGUCAGCCGCAGAGCACGGAGCCGGCCGCCUGCAGCCCUCCCGCCGAGCAUGUGCGCCCCGCCUCACCCACCCAGAAGCGGCCGCAGACCUCUGACUUCAUCGACCCCCUGCUCCCCAAGAAGCCCAGGAUCUCACACUUCACCCAGAGAGCCCCGCCCGCCCUCAACGGGAAGCUGAGUGCACCUGACGGCCGGGAGGCCCUGCUGCCCACGCCGGGGCCACUGCCCGGCGCCCUCCUCCCCUCAAGGCUGGAGCCCCCGCGCACCCACGGCCUCCAGGCCAACGCCAGCGGUGACCUGAGCCCCCGCAGUCAGGACUGCACACGCAGGGAGAUGGCCGCGCCGGCCCCUGCUGCUCCCCCCCGUCUCCCCCAGCUGACGAACUGUGCCCAGCCCGACAGGCCCCACGCCCCGCCGCCCCGCCCUGAGCCCGGUGCCCACGGAGAGCCACCCAGCGCCCCGGGCCUGGAUGGAGCCUGCAGCUCUGCUGCCAGCGUGCCCACCUCCACGUCGGAGACACCCGACUACCUGCUCAAGUACGUGGCCAUCUCCUCCUCGGAGCAGCGCCAGCGCUACAGGAGCGACUUCAACGCCGAGUACAGCGAGUACCGGGACCUGCACGUGCGCAUCGAGCAGACCACGCAGCGCUUCACGCAGCUGGAUGCGCAGCUGCGCCAGCUGGCACAGGGCUCCGAGGCGUACGAGACCAUUCGGGGGCAGAUUCUGCAGGAGUACCACAAAAUCAAAAAGACCAACCCCAACUACAGCCAGGAGAAGCAGCGCUGCGAGUACCUGCACAACAAGCUGGCGCACAUCAAGCGGCUCAUCGCCGAGUACGACCAGUUGCAGCUGCAGGCCAGGCCCUAGCGCCCGGGCCGCAGGAGCUGGGCGGAGGCGGCGUGCCGGCCGGGCAGCCGGGCUUGUUGAAAACAAUAAAUGUGGACACGCACACGGCUGCCUGGGGCCCAGCGUCCCGCCACCGCUGAGACUCUGGGGCCGGCCCGCGGCCUUUUCUAGUUUUCUAUACGCUACCGCUGAAGAGACUCGUCUAUUUUUGUACCAGAGAAAGCAGUUUUUCUAAACCUGUGCCUCCCUCUCCUCGGACGCCCAGGUGGGGGUGCCGCCUGCGUCCUUAUGCAGUAUUAGAGCUGUCACCCGCAGGCCUCGCGCAGGAGGCCUUGACGGGGCCUCAGUUUCUCCUCUGCAGCUGCUCUUCGCGCUCCCUCCGGAGGCCGCGAUCCCUACGCCGCUGGCCUCUCCGUUCCUCUGUCCACUCGAAGGUCCCGGGGUCGCCUCAGCUGAGCUGCCGCUGGGUUUGCACUCAGGGAGGGGCUGGGGGCCCCGCGGACCCCCCAGUUGCUGCUUUGUCACUGUGCCUAGUCUCCAGGGUCCCCGCCGCGGGGCAGUGGGUAUGUGCGUGCGCCCGUGGGGCCCUGGGCGCGGGGACGGCCGCGGCUGUUGCUCCAGCCCGCGGGGCUCGGGCGGCUUCCGCGGCUUCCCGGAGCUGGCGCCUGCGCCGUGGGGGCGCCGCCAGCCUCCUUCCUGCGGGAGAGGAGCCGAGCGGCCCUGCCCGGCUGCGGAAGCCCAUCCUCGUGUUUCAAUGGCUGUUUUGUUUCCAUGGGGGCGGGGCGGCUGCGGAGUGCGCUGCGCGACUCCCCUCAGAGGCCACUAAGUCCCCCAGUCUGCCGUCCUUGUCCCGCGGCGUCCGUUGUCCCUGGAGGGACCUUGGCAUCAAGCAAGGGCUCUGCCUCGGGGCGGGGCGGACGCUCCUCGCUCACUGCCGCGGUCUAACUUAUUGAUGCUGUUUUAUUCUCCUUCUGACGCUGUACUGUGGAGAAACCACUUUGAGCCAUGGACUUGGUGUUUACAGAGAAUUUUUCACUUUUGCCAAAUGUUACAAUCGGAAAGUGUCCACAUCUGCAGUUUCCUAAUAUUUUCUUAAGAGACCCAGGGUCCUUUUUGUACACUAAGCAGGUGAAUGCUGAUUUUUUCAUCCUACAAUAAAUUUCACUGAACGAA